AUGUCAUACAACUACAAUAAACCCACAAGCCCUCCUCCCUCCUACCCAGCUCCCGUCUACGACUCAGGCGCUUACCAGCAGCCGCCUCCCCAGCCCGGUGCUGCCAACGACUACUACUCCCAAGGCCCUCAGCAAAAUUACUAUCCACCGCAGCAGCAGCAGCAGGGCUACGGACCUCCCGACCAAGGCUACUACGGCCAGCCCCCUCAGGGCGGGAUGUACUACCAGGACCAGAAUUACCCCCCGCAGCAGGGAUACUACGAUGACGACCGAGGCGCCGGCCGCGGCGGCGGCUCAAAUGCCGGAGGCAUCUGUGCUGGUAUCAUGGCUGCGAUGGCCUGCUGCUGCUGUUUGGAUGUCCUGUUCUAA
Messenger RNA from Penicillium macrosclerotiorum, 369 nucleotides. RefSeq lists its product as uncharacterized. NCBI's taxonomy places the organism in Eukaryota, Fungi, Ascomycota, Eurotiomycetes, Eurotiales, Aspergillaceae. The transcript has 2 exons. The record is from RefSeq and is a predicted model, not a curated record. The coding region runs from base 1 to 369 and encodes 122 amino acids.